AUGGACGACGACUUGAUAGACUUUCUUCUGAUUUUUGGCGUCGUUAUUAUUCUAAUAAUUAUAACUGUUGCAGCGAUUGCUUUGGUAAGUAUCUUAUUAGAAAAAUAAGUUGGUGUUGUUUUCUUUUUGGGUUGUUACCGGUGCCAAACUAAAAGCUUUUUGAAUUGGGGAAAAAAGUGAAUGCUGAAAUCUUUAGACUCGGAUAAAAAUAAUUUCUCAGAAAUUCAUUAAAAACAUUUUUUUUUAAUGGAUGAAAGAAAUGAUCAAGAAUAAAGUUUAUAGAAAGUUCUGUAGCGCUUGAGAAACGUUAAAAAUCUCAUAUAAAACAGAAAUAUUCAUCUCAACCGAUUAAAAAAAGUAUUUCACAUCAAACAUAACGAAAAAAUAUUGAAACAAUAAUAAUGAAUCGAAAAUGUACUCUGCUUUUGUUUGGUGACCGAUAUUUAUAAAAAACUAUUACUGUUAGAAGAAAUUAUUUCCAAACGGUUCAAAAAAUGAAUUCGAAAUGUUUUUGAAAGUUUCAAUUACUUUCUUUCAACAGACAUCUGAUUAUAUCAUUUUCGAUGAAAUAAUUGAAAUUCUCGUGGCAAACUAACUUCUCAAUGAAGGGUUAUUCAGAACGCAUCAAGAAUAACGCGAUUUUUGACGCAACUUUUCCGCCGAAUACUCCGAAGAAAGAACUCGGCGAGCGACUUGGAACAUUCUUCGACGCAUUCGCCGCCGCGUCGUCGAACGAUCCGCAUCGCUAAAUCCGUUCCAUCAAACGUCGGCCGUCGCGGAAUUCUUAAACAGCCCGUUAGAAGGUCACUUUUUUUUUUCAAAACAAUACAGCUCUUUGCAGUUCCUUAACCCAUCGAAAACUAUCAUAGCUAGUUUAGCUCUAAUAAAUAUGACCGUUUCUUUAAUUCCUUCGGAGUAGCUAAGUCUAAUACAUAUGCAAUAUUUUUUUACCAGCUUCUGAAUAACAAGGAGAAGAAAAAAAAAGAUUAAACUAUUUCAGAGCGUCUUCAAAUCCACCAGCUAUGGGAGCAACCGUUCCAGACGGAAAGCAGGAGCCCAACCACUUCGUUCUCAUUUUCCCCAAACCUUUGUCCUACCAUGUAAACUUUCACCUUUCGACAAGACUUCUAAGUGCUUCCUACGGAUCAAAAAAAAUAAAAAUCAUCAAAAGCAAAACCUUGAAAUAAUGGAAAUUCCAGGAGCUCUGAACUUCUAAGCAUUUCUUGAUUCAAAGUUUUUUUUUAACUUUAAACCCUUUUAAACUCUAUUCUCACAAACUACGAAAAAAAAUAUGCGAGCUUGACCAAAAACUUCAUCAGAAUAUAAAAAAUUACUGAACGGGAUUCGUGAAAAGGUAAUUUAAAACAAUCCAACUAGAAAGUUCCAAUAUUCGCUUUAUUUUAGGGGUUGAAGCUUUCAGAAGCUUAUAACUAAUAUUUUUUUGUACUUUCUAUGAUAAAGAGCUUCAACUAAGAAGAACUUUUGAGUAUAUUUAUACAGGCGAUUUUUCUCCAAAAACAUUUUAACGAAACUUCCCUAAAUUUCCAGACAUUCCGGAAUGAAAAGACUGAGGUCAUAGCAAGAAACUUAUGAAGUUUAAAUACUUCGGUUAAUGGGGAAAAAAAAACCUUGAAGAAGCUACUGAAGAUGAAAGUUUGCUAUACGAGGUUCCUUGAAUUUGCUUUGCUUCACGGAAGCAUUUCAAAUUAGCUGAAAAUUCUGACCCGUUGCGUGUAAAACUUUAAAAAAACCUGUUUUUGUCGCCCUUAUGAUGAAUAUCUUCGCCAUAUCAAAAACGGAGUAGCUGAAUGAUGAUUUAAAAAAAAAACGCUCAAUAAUCGUUUAAUAGGAAAAGUCUUUCAUCAUUAUAAAACUUUUCAGGCCUUUUGAAAAAUUCUAUUGCCGUGUUCAAAGUAAUUUCGCGAAAUGCAAAAUGGUCUCUGACCCUCCAAAAUUUAGUUAUCUUUCUUUUUCUCUGACAGCUAUUUUGAAUUUCGCGGAAUCACUUUGAACACGGCAUAUAUUUUCGUCAAAUAUGACGUUUUCGUACAUACCUUUGACGUGAUCUCACACACUAACCAAAAGAAGUUCAGAUUCAAGCUCCUACCAAUCAGAAUAUUUGGCUGUUGAAAGAGCGGAAAGGAGACCGUUUAUACGAAAAAAAAAUAGACGAGCAAAACUAGUUUUAUUGUAAAAGGCUUAAAAAUUUUCUCUGAUAUGAAAAAAAAACAAUGAAAAUAUAAGGAGCUGAAAAUUUUUUUUUUUUUCAGAACGAGUGCCAGUCUCCGGUGCAUCCUCCACUGGCGGACAAACUGAGCUGGUCGACGAAGAGCUCCUACUUGCCGAGCAGCGUCGGAGCUCCCACCACUCGUCGUUGCUCUUUCUGA
Caenorhabditis auriculariae is the source of this 2387-nucleotide messenger RNA. NCBI's taxonomy places the organism in Eukaryota, Metazoa, Nematoda, Chromadorea, Rhabditida, Rhabditidae. The record is from the annotation of a GenBank genome assembly.